Messenger RNA from Erigeron canadensis, 1396 nucleotides. Its product is annotated as transcription factor bHLH74-like. Gene Ontology annotation, biological process: regulation of DNA-templated transcription. Bases 25 to 1011 code for a protein of 328 amino acids. Gene Ontology annotation, molecular function: DNA-binding transcription factor activity; protein dimerization activity. Lineage: Eukaryota; Viridiplantae; Streptophyta; Magnoliopsida; Asterales; Asteraceae. Gene Ontology annotation, cellular component: nucleus. The record is from RefSeq and is a predicted model, not a curated record. The transcript is spliced from 8 exons.
UUUUUUUUAGUGGUAUAUAUAUAUAUGGCUUCUUCAGAAGAUGAUAACAAUAACAAUAAUGAUAGUGAAAUGGGUUAUCAAUAUAGAGGUGAAAUGAGUUCAGGAUCCAUUUUUAACAACAAAUCUUCAAGUGGGUCAGGUGGUAAUCUAUUUGGGUCAAGUUGGGAUCCACUUGAAAAUUUUGGUGCUUAUCAACAACCACCACUUGGGCUUCAUAAUUAUCAUCAUCAUCAAUCUGGUUCAGCCAUUAGUGAUUUAGUCCCAAAGAUUGGGGGGUCAUUUGGAAAUGGAAGUGAAAGUUUUUCAGAAAUGGUCAAUCCUUUUGUCAACUCCAAUAUGAAUGGUGAAAGAGACCAAAGAAAUGAUGGGUCAGGUGACAAUAAUAAAAAUAAUAAUAAUAAUACUUCUGAAAAAGAUGAAAAGAAGCAAAGGAUUGAUUCAAGAAACAGCAAGCAAAUGGGAAAACAAGUGAAGGAUAAUUCUGAUCCUAAAGAAAACUACAUUCAUAUGAGAGCCAAAAGGGGUCAAGCUACAAAUAGUCAUAGUCUUGCUGAAAGGGUUAGGAGAGAAAAGAUAAGUGAAAGAAUGAAAUUGCUUCAAGACCUUGUUCCUGGCUGCAAUAAGAUAACUGGAAAGGCAGUAAUGCUUGAUGAGAUUAUCAACUAUGUGCAGUCACUUCAACAACAAGUGGAGUUUCUGUCAAUGAAACUAGCUACAGUGAAUCCAGAAUUGAACGUUGACAUUGACCGACUUCUAUUUAAAGAUAUUCUUCAUUCACGGGGAGGCGCAUUGAACCAACCAUAUGGAUUUGGCCCAACAUUAAACUCAACCCAUUCUUAUCCACAUGGGAGCUUGCCUUGUAUUCCAGCUACAACUGCACCGUUGCUUCCUAUCCAUCCUCAGCCUGUAUGGGAUAACGAUCUUCACAAUCUUCUUCAAAUGGGGUUUGAUGGGAAUCCUGGCAUGAAUAAUCUUGGACCGAAUGCAGGACGGACAAAGAUGGAUCUUUAGAAUUUGGGAACGUGGUGAAGUGAUUAAAUUUUCUUCUAACGCAAAACUACCGAGUAGGGAAAAAGUUAAGAUCAAAGAAAGCAAGUUUUCUAGAAAGCAGUGAGUUCGUAUAGGCUAUCCCAACUCCUAACUGUUUGUUCUUCGAGUUUUAGCAGAAGAUGACUCGUUAUUACGAAAUCGUGUACAUUAAAACGGACAUAUAUAAGAAAUCACUACGUGGUUUGGGUAAGAAAAGUGCAUGAAGUUUUAUGAGGUUUAUUUUAGGAUUAAGCAGUUGAAGGGAAAGUUCGCUGUAAAAAGUGUCUGACUAUUAGAAAGUGAGAAAAAUGAUGUUCCUUUAUGAACAAAUAUUUUAGUGUAUUGAUUUGGAAAAUGAUGGCUCUCA